Molecule: messenger RNA, 720 nt
Organism: Anisakis simplex (herring worm)
Lineage: Eukaryota; Metazoa; Nematoda; Chromadorea; Rhabditida; Anisakidae
Source: the annotation of a GenBank genome assembly
AUGAUGGAAAUAUGCUCCCAUGAGCGAAAACCUCUCACCGAUAACACCAUGCUUUUCUUUCCUGAAAAAGUAAAAUUUUGCGCAACAUUCUAUACGUCGAAACGCAAGGGACAUUACGAGAAGGACGUCAAACGGACAGCUAAUUUGCAUUCGUUGGUGAAAAUCGCAUGGAAUGAUAUCCAUAGCAAUGAAACGUGCACUCUCUUCUAUAAGUUUCCGCCCGAUCUUGGUUAUUAUAUGGGAUGUCAGAAAGCAAUUUCGUUGUAUAUCUCUCAAUUGGCUGCUGGGAAGGUACCCACUUGGGACGAAAAAAACCAGAACUGCCCACUUCAUCAAUUACCGAAUACGUAUAAGAACUAUUUGGCAUGUGACUUCGUACGUGGUCGAUGGUAUUCAAUGUCAUUCGAGAGUUCAAUUCGUUACGAACUCUAUCAUAAUAAAGCCUAUCGACAAUUCUGGUCAAAUCAUUCAAGUAUCUAUCUGAUAAAGCCCGACUAUUUGCUACAAAGGAAUGGCACUGAAGUUGACUGGCUUGCUAGUUUGCUAACAUUUAGGAUACGGAACGAGGAUCAUAUUCAUUAUACAUCGUUAAUUGCGAACAAAACACUCAGUAGAUGGUCGUCGUCCAUUUUUGCAGUUACUCCUUCGAUAGAUACACAGGAAUUGUGCAUUGAGGUGAGCGAGUCAAAUGACGACUUUGAUUCAAAAUCGAAUCAAUAA